Molecule: messenger RNA, 2876 nt
Organism: Helobdella robusta
Lineage: Eukaryota; Metazoa; Annelida; Clitellata; Rhynchobdellida; Glossiphoniidae
Exons: 17
Coding region: 19-1674 (551 amino acids)
Biological process (GO): endocytosis; endosomal transport; plasma membrane tubulation
Cellular component (GO): plasma membrane; cytoplasmic vesicle
Molecular function (GO): protein binding; phosphatidylinositol binding
Source: RefSeq, a predicted model, not a curated record
GUCACGACGAUUUUUGCUAUGGCGAAAGCUCAGGCAAAAGCUCUGUACGAUUUUGAAAGCGGGGGCCCCGGUGAGCUGUCGUUCAAUGCCGACGACAUUUUAACCAUACUAAGACAGGAUGUGGGCGCAGGCUGGUGGGAAGCGAUCAACAACAGGGGUGAAACUGGUCUCGUGCCUCAAUCUUAUUUCGAUGUCAUAUCAUACAAAGAGCCAACCAUGCCUCCUCCUCUGCCUCCAGCCAAUACAAAACCAACCUGGGGAGGCGUGGCCACAAAGCCAAAUCGACCAAUCACAUCGCAGCACAGUUUGCACCCCCCACAGCAGCAGCAAAUACAACAACAAUCGCAGAUUAAUAAUGCUCAAGAUGAUUAUGAUGACGAUUGGGACGAUGAUGACGACUCUUCUACUACUACUGAACAAGAGCAAAACAGUGUUGAAACGAAUGGAACGAGGGGUGUGAGAAAUUCGGACGACAAGGGCAAGCCCUCGGUCAAAGUUUCCGCCUUUAGUAGGUUUUCAAGUUUUGUGAAAUCAGGUGGUGAGGCCUACCUUUUCGAGAACCAAAAAGAACUAUCAGAGUCAGAAAAAAUGUUUGCUGUCAUUGAAACAAUGGAUGGUCCAGCCUGGCAAUCCUUAGAUGUGCCCUACUCAUGUUCCAUUACGUCCCCAAAAAAAGAGUCUAAAUUUCACGGGAUCAAAACUUUCAUUGCCUACCAACUCACACCUUCCUUCAGCAACAUCCAGGUCAGUAGGAGGUACAAGCAUUUUGAUUGGCUGCAGCAAAGGCUGGUUGUCAAAUUUUCGACCAUUCCCAUACCGCCCUUGCCCGAGAAGCAAAUUUCAGGUAGAUUCGAGGAGGAUUUUGUGACUCAGCGAUUGAGACAACUGCAGAUGUGGAUCGAUCGAAUGUGCCAGCACCCCGUCAUUGCCAAAUCCGAAGUUUUCUUACAUUUCCUAACCUGCACUGACGAAAAGAAAUGGAAAAUCGGUAAAAGGCAAGCGGAAAAGGAUGAUUUAUGUGGCGCCAUGUUUUUCAGAGCUGUCAAAGUACCUCAGUUUCCGUCGCUGGAUAGUAAACAGGCAGAUAUGAGUAUUGAGAAAUUUGGGAAGUUUGUGAAAAGUCUUGACGAUAGUCUCAGGCACCUGACGGCCAUAUCAGAGAGUAAUGUGAAGAAGCAUAUUGGACCUUUCAAGAAGGAGUUUCAAAAGCUCGGCGGAUCAUUCACUGCACUGGCUAAAUCAUUUGAGUACGACGAGCGGCCAGCCAGUCUAGGCCUGACGAAGGCCAUCGAGCAUACAGGCCGAACGUAUGAUGAAAUUGGCGAACUUUUUGCUAAGCAGCCGCAGAACGAUAUGUUGUAUCUGUUGGAAGGUUUGCAUUCGUACAAGGGCCUCCUAUCCACCGUGCCUGAUACACUCAUGAUACAUAAGUCCGCUCAGACCAAAAUACAAGACCAGUCCUCUAAACUGACCUCUGCUGAACUGCAGAAGGUUCAGAAUAGGGCUGACGUCAUAUCGUACGCCAUCUUGGCAGACGUCGAACACUUGCAGAGAUAUCGGGUUCAUGAUUUCGCUAACUAUAUGAGGGCGUAUCUGGGCGGCCAGAUUGAAUUCUACAAACAGAUAACGCAAAAAUUAGAAGAAUCGUUAAAGCAAUACCCAAAUGAUACGUGAUGGUGACGACGACGACGAUGAUGGCGGUUAUGAGGAUGAUGAUGAUGAUGGUUAUGGUGACAGGCCGUCGUAAUAGUGAUGAAAGAUUUUUUUUGUCCUUUUAUUGUGUUUAUUACUUACCUAUCUAUCUAUUCAUUCAUUUAUUCAAUCAUUCAUUCAUUUAUUCAAUCAUUCAUUCAUUUAUUCAAUCAUUCAUUCAUUUAUUCAAUCAUUCAUUCACUCAUUCAAUCAUCAGUACUCAACUUUGGUUGUGUAAAAAAUUGCAGACAAUGACAACUUUUGUUCAUUGUUACUAAUUAUUAUUAUUAUUAUUAUUUAAAUUAUGAAGGAUAUGAUAAUGAUGUUUUGCUUGAUGACCUUGUUGAACUUUGACGAUUAUGAUGAUGAUAACUCAAUAAUGAUGAUGAUGAUUAUGAUGAUGGUGGUGACAAUCAUUUGUAAUCAUUGAGAUAUUUAUUCAAUCGUUUAGUUCAUCCGUUUAUUUAAAUAGCUUUGAUUGAUUGAUUGAUUGAUUGAUUGAUUGAUUGAUUGAUUGAUUGAUUGAUAUUAAUAUCAAUAAUAUUUUUUAUAUAAGUGUUUAAUUUAUUUAUUUAUAUAUAUAUAUAUAUACGCAUACACUUGUUACAUUGUUAAUUAGCCUUUUAAAACCAUAUAAAAAUGUAAUAAGUGAAAUAUAAUUAUUGAAAAUUUUUAGAUAUUAUCAAUUUCGCUACUAUAUUCUUAUUUAUUUAAAUUAAAUUUAUUUUAGACACGUCUAUGUACAUGUCUGUCUGUCUGUCUAUGCGUGUCUGUCUGUCUAUGUAUUACUGCAAUGCAUAUUUUUCUGUAGAGCCGUGUAUGUCUCUCAGCAGAGUAUGUUUGUCUAUGUAUGUCUAAGUUUAAGACUAUCUGCCUACGCAUGUGUAUCCGUCUAUGUAUGUCCGUCUAAAGACUAUAAUCGUCUGUAGUCUUGUGUAUAUUAGACUCCUCUAUCUGUAUGUCUAACUGACUAUAUGUUUAAGUACGCCUGUCUAAUUCUGUUGGUCUAUAGUCUGUGUUGGCCUAUAGUCUUACUGUCUGUCUGACUCUGUUCAUUUAUUUUAUAACGAUUUAUUUAUUUGUAACUUUUAUUUACGCAUUUAUUUAUUAAUUAUUAAAAAUAUUAUUUUACGUUACAUAUUUUCCUAUGUAAAUAAUAAAACGUCUAUCUGUGUACACUUGAA